UUUAAAACCUGUUGGUGGCAGCAGUGAGCCAACGAUGGCAAGUUUGCCCUUCGAGAAGAAGCUGCGAAAGGACGCAUGCGCACUCCGCUGACCUUCCGUGCUGUAACCAAGCAUGGCGGCACGUAAAUUAAAAACAGGUGUAUGGGGGCUUCUAUGUCGUCACAGUUUGAAUUAUUCCACUGCAGCAUCCAUCAAAUCGCCACCAAAGCAAAGCGACCAAGUUUUGGAGGAGAUCAUGAAGCGUCCUCUGGAGAAGCCGGACUUCUUCCGCGUCUCGGAGCUUUUCACGGUCAAAGACUUGUUUGAUGCCAGAGUGCACCUGGGCCACAAGAAAGGAUGCAGGCACAGGCUGAUGAUUCCCUACCUGUACGGGUGCCGCUUGGACCAGGACAUCCUGGACCUGGACCAGACGGCGGAGCACCUGCGCCUCGCCCUCAACUUCACAGCGCACGUGGCGUACCGCGGCGGCGUGAUCCUCUUCGUGAGUCGGCGCCGGCAGUUCGGCCACUUGGUGGAGAACACGGCGCGCGACUGCGGCGAGUACGCCCACACGCGCUACUGGCAGGGCGGCCUGCUCACCAACGCCCACGUGCAGUACGGCGCCGGCGUGCGGCUGCCCGACCUGCUGAUCUUCCUGAGCACGCUCAACAACGUGUUCCGCUCGCACGUGGGCCUGCGCGACGCCGCCAAGAUGAACAUCCCCACGGUGGGCGUGGUGGACUCCAACUGCAACCCCUGCCUGGUCACGUACCCGGUGCCCGGCAACGACGACACGCCCGUCGCCGUGGAGCUCUACUGCCGCCUCUUCAAAAUGGCCGUCCGGCGCGGGAAGGACAAAAGGAAGCAGGUGGAGCUCCUCUACGGCCUGACGGCGCCCGCCUCGCCUCACCCGUGACCCGAAAAAAGACACCCGCCCACCCAUCAUUCGUGUUUUAUGUUCAUUCUAUGUUUAAUACUCGUCAUUAAAUACUUUUGUUCAGA
This is a messenger RNA of Syngnathoides biaculeatus (alligator pipefish), 981 nucleotides long. It is a transcript of the gene mrps2, whose product is annotated as mitochondrial ribosomal protein S2. Gene Ontology annotation, cellular component: mitochondrial small ribosomal subunit; ribosome. Gene Ontology annotation, biological process: translation. The record is from RefSeq and is a predicted model, not a curated record. Bases 113 to 895 code for a protein of 260 amino acids. Gene Ontology annotation, molecular function: structural constituent of ribosome. Lineage: Eukaryota; Metazoa; Chordata; Actinopteri; Syngnathiformes; Syngnathidae. The transcript is spliced from 4 exons.